Drosophila busckii is the source of this 2328-nucleotide messenger RNA. It is a transcript of the gene RunxA, whose product is annotated as protein lozenge. Gene Ontology annotation, cellular component: nucleus. The record is from RefSeq and is a predicted model, not a curated record. The coding region runs from base 1 to 1983 and encodes 660 amino acids. Gene Ontology annotation, biological process: regulation of DNA-templated transcription. Gene Ontology annotation, molecular function: ATP binding; DNA-binding transcription factor activity, RNA polymerase II-specific; RNA polymerase II cis-regulatory region sequence-specific DNA binding. Lineage: Eukaryota; Metazoa; Arthropoda; Insecta; Diptera; Drosophilidae. The transcript has 5 exons.
AUGCAUUUGACAACCACCAGCAGUAAUUCAACGGCUGCCAAUGCCAACAACAACAACAGCAACAACAACAAUAACAACAACAACACAACCAACAAUAACAACAACAACAACAACAACUCUAGCAACACCAGCAACACAAAUGGCGGCGGCUCCAACAACAACUCGAGCAGCAACAGCAACAACAACAACAACAACACCGAACAGAACACACCGCCCACACCCGCCCAGCUGCUCAACGAGGCCUACACCAAGAUGACCUCAGACAUCUUGGCCGAACGCACGCUCGGCGACUUUCUCACCGAACAUCCCGGCGAGCUAAUCCGCACCAGCAGCCCCCUCUUCGUCUGCACCGUCCUGCCGCCCCAUUGGCGCUCGAACAAGACACUGCCCGUCGCCUUCAAGGUCGUCUCGCUGGGCGACAUCAUGGACGGCACCAUGGUCACCGUUCGCGCCGGCAACGAUGAAAACUACUGCGCCGAGCUGCGCAACUGCACCGCCGUCAUGAAGAAUCAGGUGGCCAAGUUCAAUGAUCUGCGCUUCGUCGGUCGCAGCGGCAGAGGGAAGAGCUUCACACUAACCAUCACCGUGUCAACGAAUCCACCACACAUAGCCACCUACAAUAAGGCGAUCAAAGUGACUGUCGAUGGGCCACGCGAGCCGCGCUCCAAGACCAUGUUAUCCCUUUUAGGGCAACAGCAACAAUUUCACUUUGCCUUUGGCCAGCGACCAUUCCACUUCUCAACGGAUCCGCUCUCCGGUUUUCGCAUGCCACCGAUUGGCAAUUGUCAGAGUGCCAGCAAUACGCAUUGGGGCUACGGCUCGGCAGCCUCGGCCUAUUCGCCCUACUUGGCCAGCAGCGGUCUCUCGUCCUGCACCACGCCCACCUCGGCCCAGUUCAACAAUCCAGCGCUUGGCUUCACCUGCAGCUCCAACGAUCAGAGCAACAAUCAGGACUUUGGUGGCGCCACCAAUCGCGACUGCGUGCCAAUGCUGCCGGACUCCACGGCCAGCGAUCUGGAUCAGCAUCUGAGCAGCUUGGUGGGCAGCAGCAGCGGCGGCGGCGGCGGCGGCGGCCAGAUGUCGCAUCAUAGUUUGCUUGGAGCUGGCGGCCAAGCUUCGAUCAGCUCGACGGUGAAUGGCGCAAGCGCCAGCAGCGGCGCCACUGCGGGCAGUGCUGCUGGCGCCGGCAGCGGCGCAGGCAACUCCAUACUGGUGCCCCGAUAUCAUACGAAUGCCAGCAAUGAGUACAAUGUGCAUUCCAGCCAGAACGGGCCGCGCAGCUUGAGCGACAGCUCGCAGGCCGAGUCGCCGGUGCAGGAGGAUCUGCUGUCCACUAAUACGCCCAAUCUGGGCAGUGGUGCGACCACAAAUGGCGCCGCCAAUGGCGCGGGCAGUGCGGCUGGAGCUGGCAGCGCUGGCUCGGCGGGCACGGCGCCGGGCGGAGCUGGGAAUAGCGCCAUGCUGGCUGCCAAUCAAAACUUUCCGGGCAUUGUGAAUCAGGCGCAACAUGCUUCGGCCUCAGCUUAUGGUGGCGGCGUUGGUGUGGGCGUUGGCGUUGGCGUGGGCGUGGGUGGUGGACAUGGCAGCGGUGCUGGCGCUGGCGCUGCUGGCUGCAAUGGUUCGCUCUAUCCGGUGCUGCCCGCCAGUUUGCUUUACUCGCAGCUCUAUACGGCGGCCAAUCAGUCGGCGCAUGGAUUCCAUUCGCACACGCUGCCGGCGCACGCCUCGCCCAACUCCUCGGUGCACGGCGAGCUGCAGAGCGUCAUGGAUCACAUUAGCAAUGUGGGCGUGCGGCAGCAGCAUAACAUUAUGGCCGGCGGGGGCGUGGCGCAUCCGGGAGAUCUGACGCUAAUUGGGAACUGCGGCGCCUCGGUGCGCAACAUCGAAGAUGGCAACACCAAUCGGCAGGUGGCCGCGCUCGCUGCCCAUCGCGGCCACCACAACCCAACUGACAAUGGGGGCAGCGUUUGGCGGCCAUAUUGAGGUCAGGUUCUGUGGUGCGGAUCCGCAGUCCUUUAGUGCCACGAGCACUGCGAGGGGCGCUUACCGGAGAACGAGCCACACCACGAAACUGAAACUGGAAUUGGAAUGGGAAUUGGAAUCGGCACUGGACAUGGCUUCGACUUUAGUCGUUGCUUUGCUUUGGGCAUGGGCAUGAGCAGAGAUGCGGAUGCGGAUGCGGAUGCGGAUGCUGAUGAGGAGCAUCAGCAACAGGACGAUGUCAACUACUAACUAACUGUACAUUGCUGUAUAUAGUUAUAUAUUUUUUUUUUGCAUUGCUCACUUUUUUCAUCGAACUUUUAGUAGAAAUUUGUUAGAGAUGUCAAC